This is a messenger RNA of Achroia grisella, 2280 nucleotides long. RefSeq names its product homeobox protein invected-like (gene Inv). Gene Ontology annotation, molecular function: DNA-binding transcription factor activity, RNA polymerase II-specific; RNA polymerase II cis-regulatory region sequence-specific DNA binding. Gene Ontology annotation, cellular component: nucleus. Gene Ontology annotation, biological process: regulation of transcription by RNA polymerase II; neuron differentiation; multicellular organism development. Bases 306 to 1862 code for a protein of 518 amino acids. Lineage: Eukaryota; Metazoa; Arthropoda; Insecta; Lepidoptera; Pyralidae. The record is from RefSeq and is a predicted model, not a curated record. The transcript is spliced from 6 exons.
UUCGCGGUUCACGAACGGCACUACAGUUCGGAUCGAUGUGGUUUUUUUUUAUACUUGCAAAUUUGAACUGUCAAAUUUGAAUUACGCGUUUUCCUAACCUCAAAUUUGAAUCGUUUUUCUAACCUCAAAUCCGUUCGAUUUUCGCGCGCGCAUUUUUUGACAGAUUAUAUUUUUUUAAUUAGUUUAUGGUGCAAGUGCAGUUGAUUGGUGUGAUAAAUGGACUAUUGUUUAAAUAAAUAGGAUGUGCUCUUGUGGAAGUGGCUGCGGUGUUGUGUGAAAAGAUGGCGUAAUGGGAGACAUCUAAAAUGGCAGCUGUAUCAACUACGGUUCACCUUCAAGAUUCGAGGAUAAAAGUGCAGGACCAUAGCGACGAUGAACCUUAUUCCCCUAACACAAGAGAUACCAAUAGCCCUGAAUACCACGAGGAGGAAAAACACGAUGAAAGACCAAUUCACACAUCCUCCUUUUCCAUUCACAACGUUUUAAAAAAGGAACGAGACACCAAUAGCCCAGAAAAUGUAUUCUCGACAGAGAAACUACUGCAGAAUACACCCAAUUACGACGAUACCGUGGAAAGUUCUAGAAACUCCGAGAGUGUCAGUCCACAGUUGGAUGACGAUGAAAAUCAAACGAACGAAUCGAGAGCGGAAAUCAGUGUAGAUGACAACUCAUGUUGUAGCGAUGAUACUGUACUAUCAGUCGGUAAUGAGGCACCAGUUUCAAACUUUGACCAAACAGAAAAAUGUCAAGAUUCAACACAAAGUCUAACGUCGUUUAAACAUAUACAAACGCAUCUAAAUGCAAUAUCGCAGUUAAGUCAAAAUUUAAACAUGAAUCAACCAUUGCUACUCCGACCGAGUCCUAUAACGCCAAAUCCACUCAUGUUCUUAAACCAACCAUUGCUGUUCCAGAAUCCUUUGAUCAGUCAGGUCGAUAUGAAAUCUGGAUUGAGAAUGCCAAUACCGCAGAACAAUAUAAGUGUUAAUUAUGGCUUGAAUUUCGGUGCCAGAAAAAAUGGGAAUCAAACGCAAGAAUUGAGAAAUACUAGGACCGACGAAAAUAGGAGAUUAAAUUACAUGAGCCCAAAGUCACCAGAAAACGAGUCUGCUAGGGAUUUUAUCAAUCAGAGUUGUCUGAAAUUUAGUAUAGAUAAUAUUUUGAAGGCUGACUUCGGGAGGAGAAUAACGGAUCCGUUAAAUAAGAGGAAGAAUUUGAAGGUGCGGCAGUAUGAAACGAAACCUGUUCCUGUGAAGGAGGUUGUGACUGCUAAACCUGAUGUUAUGGAGGCUAGAGUGCCUGAAGUGAAGCCUACUGAAAAAGGAGGUGCUAUUGAUCUGUCUAAAGCAGAAGAUGGCGGCAGUAACCAAGGGUCUGGAUCCGGGUCCACGAGUGGUGACGGUCCCAUGGUGUGGCCGGCGUGGGUCUACUGUACACGAUACAGUGACCGUCCCAGUUCCGGACGAAGUAAGUACCGGAGCGGCUCACGGGAACCACGUCCGCGUACCAGACGGCCGAAGAAACCGCCCGGGGAGACAGGGGGCCCGACAGAUGAGAAACGACCUAGAACCGCAUUCUCUGGACCUCAACUUGCAAGACUAAAGCAUGAAUUCGCCGAGAACCGUUACCUGACGGAGCGUCGGCGACAGUCCCUGGCCGCGGAGCUUGGCCUCGCGGAGGCCCAGAUCAAGAUCUGGUUCCAGAACAAACGCGCCAAGAUCAAGAAGGCAUCAGGACAACGGAACCCGUUGGCCUUGCAGCUGAUGGCGCAAGGUCUGUACAACCACAGCACAGUUCCUUUGACAAGAGAAGAAGAAGAGUUAGAAAUGAAGGCAAGAGAAAGGGAACAGCAGAAUAGAUGCUAAUGGAAGAAAGACUGUCAGAUAAUUUAGACUUUUGUGAAGGAUUUCAAAAUUAUGAGAUGCCACCAGUUAUGUUAGAAAUGUGAAGUGUAAUAUAUGAAUAUGGAAAGUCAUUGGUUGUAAGAUGUCAAGAUUGGGUGGUUGUACAUUCAUCUUCAACUAUAGUUGUGGUAUGUGAAUAUGGUUUUUCUAUUAUGACCACAGAUGUAACAAAGUUUUCAAAGCAAAAUGAUGGAUUUGAAUAAGACUAAAUAUGUAUGUACAUUUUUCGUCCUACUCAAAGACGCCAUAUAAUUGUUUUAAAAUCACAUUUAAAGCAAAUAAAUCUUAAUAUUCUUACGAGAUUUCUCCCGAUUUCCACCGCGGGUCAACAAUUCAGGAGUUUGUCAUCCUCUUUAUACAAAAUUACUUAUACUGCAAC